Messenger RNA from Iphiclides podalirius (scarce swallowtail), 2223 nucleotides. The record is from the annotation of a GenBank genome assembly. Lineage: Eukaryota; Metazoa; Arthropoda; Insecta; Lepidoptera; Papilionidae.
AUGUUCAGCAGUGGGCUCAACCAGGCUCAAAUGUCGAUGAUCCAUGUAGUGCAAAUUGAGAUAAAGUUGGAUAAUACACUUACCUCCUAUCGCUUGUUAAGGAUUUUCGUCAUCAUGAUUGCCAAGGCGCUGGGCGUGACGCCUUUAGCGCUACUGGUACUACAAGUGUCUUCCGUGCUUAGUCGAAUCGCAUUUGAAAAGUUAACAGAUGUCGAUUUCGCCGGCACCGCAUAUUAUACAGUACGUAACCUGUCGCUGUACGAGUGUCAAGGAUGGUGCAGAGAAGAAAACGACUGCCAGGCCGCUGCUUUCAGUUUUGUGCUGAAUCCGCUGACACCAGUACAGGAGACCCGUUGCUUGCUUCAGAAUGAUACACAAGCAAAUAAUCCCAUGGCGACUCCGCAGCGUGCAGUGAACACAUACUAUAUGGUGAAGCUGCAAGUUCGGACGGAGAGUGUUUGCCUUCGCCCGUGGGCCUUCGAGCGAGUGCCUGGCAAGGCGCUUCGGGGCCUGGACAAUACUAUAAUCUACACCUCCACGAAGGAGGCCUGCUUAGCUGCCUGUCUCAACGAGAAACGUUUCCCGUGCCGGUCAGCGGAGUACGAAUAUGGGAGCAUGAGAUGUGCGUUAAGUGACUCGGAUCGCCGGACUGCUCAGCACUUCGUGCAGCUAGUGGACACACCCGGAACCGAUUACUUUGAAAAUUUGUGCCUGAAGGCAUCGCAAGCGUGCAAGGGCUCACGGGUGUUUAGUGUCCCACGCGUGGGCGUGGCAGAGGACAAGGUCGCUCAGUACGCAGGAUUACACUACUACACCGACAAGGAGUUGCAGGUAACGUCGGAAGCGGCUUGCCGAUUGGCCUGCGAAAUAGAGUCGGAGUUCCUCUGUCGUUCUUUCUUGUACAUGGGAGCGCCUCACUCGUCCGCCUACAACUGUAGGCUGUACCACCUCGACCACCACACGCUGCCCGAUGGGCCCUCCGCUUACCUGAACGCCGAAAGACCCCUCAUCGACGACGGCGAACCGAUAGGAAAGUACUUCGAAAACUACUGUGAAAAGCCACCUGCAAGUCCAUCAGGAGAAUUACCCGUUAGCAUCGAUCAUCAGCAUGAUGAGACAAAUAUGCCAAGCAACCUUACAAGGAACGAUGCCAACUGUGACAAGACCGGCACAUGUUAUGACGUAUCCGUUCACUGCAAAGACACGAGAAUCGCGGUCCAGGUUCGGACGAACAAACCUUUCAAUGGUCGUAUCUAUGCUUUGGGACGUUCAGAAACUUGCAACAUCGAUGUCGUGAACAGCGACCUUUUCCGUUUGGACCUCACCAUGGCUGGACAGGAUUGUAACACUCAGAGCGUCACCGGCGUCUAUUCCAAUACCGUGGUUCUUCAACAUCACAGCGUUGUUAUGACAAAAGCAGACAAGAUUUAUAAAGUGAAAUGUACUUAUGACAUGAGCUCUAAGAACAUAACGUUCGGAAUGGUGCCAAUCAGGGAUCCAGAGAUGAUUUCAAUUACCGCUGCGCCUGAAGCACCUCCUCCACGCAUCCGCAUCCUGGACAGUCGCGACCACGAAGUCGAGACUGUGCGCAUUGGAGAUCGCCUCACUUUCCGCAUUGAGAUUCCGGACGAUACUCCGUACGGUAUAUUCGCUCGUAGCUGUGUUGCGAUGGCUAAGGACUCCAAGAGUACAUUCACGAUCAUCGAUGACGAAGGAUGUCCAGUGGAUCCUUCAAUAUUCCCAGGAUUCACUCCAGAUGGCAACGCUCUGCAAUCAGUGUACGAAGCUUUCCGAUUUACAGAAUCCUAUGGUGUCAUAUUCCAAUGCAAUGUUAAAUACUGCCUUGGACCUUGCGAACCGGCUCUGUGCGAGUGGGGUAGGGAAUCUCUGGAGUCAUGGGGAAGAAAGAAGCGUUCUCUGCCCGGUAAUGAAACCGAAGAGUCUCACAAUAAGGAAGAGAAUAUGAACAUUUCUCAAGAAAUCCUCGUUCUGGACUUCGGUGAUGACAGACAAAGCACAGAUUUUCUGCGCUCUGACAAGCCUGGUGGAACCGCCUCUGAGACUAACUUCGGCGAGAGAACAGUUACCAUCGUCGAGCCGUGCCCGAGCAAAUCUUCAGUUUUACUACUAGGAGUUGCCUGCGCGCUCCUUGUACUGCUUUACAUCGCAACCAUAUUCUGUUAUUAUAUGCGCAAAUGGCUUGCGCCACCCAAGCACAUGUCA